Linum tenue is the source of this 1312-nucleotide messenger RNA. NCBI's taxonomy places the organism in Eukaryota, Viridiplantae, Streptophyta, Magnoliopsida, Malpighiales, Linaceae. The record is from the annotation of a GenBank genome assembly.
AUCCCCAGCCUCCUCCCGAAACCAAUCCCUUAUCCACCUCAUUCCUCAGGGAUAGGGCGAGGCUCAAGCACAAAGAAGGGAUGUGGCGGUUGCAGAACCCAACCCAGGUCAGAUCCAAUUCGCCGCCCUCGAGAAACUCCGCCGCGGAUCCCUCUCUGAACAUCGGUAAGAGACUCCUUGAUGAGCGAAGUCCACGGCGUGUGGACCUUUCGAACGAAAUCAAGGCCAUUAUACUCAAGAAGGACCGUGACAAAAAACCAAAGAAGCGGGCGGGGCUAGGUUACAAACCGCCGAUAAGUGCAAGCGAGAUUGAAAAGUUGCUCCACCCAAGGUUAGAAGAACUGAUGAAAAAGCAGGCUUCAAGUGCUACAGCAUCAUCGACUGUCGGGACAUCAAGAAAAAAGGAGAAGGUUGUGAUUGAUGAACUUAAUGCAGAGUUAGAAGCACAGAAAAUGCAGACUUCAAGUGCUACAGCAUCGACCGCCUGGAUAUCUGAGCUGAAGAAAUUGCGGCCGGAGCAGAAGCAAGGGCGGUCACCGUUCGAGGAGUUGACGCGGCAGGGUGAGGAGGUAAAUUGGCUCCCAAUCCCAAGGAAAGAGGAGGCUGUGGUUGCUGAACUCAAUGCAGAGUUAGAAGAACUGAAAAUGCAGACUUCAAGUGCUACAGCAUCGACUGUCGGGACAUCAAGAAAAAAGGAGAAGGUUGUGAUUGAUGAACUUAAUGCAGAGUUAGAAGCACAGGAAAUGCAGCCUUCAAGUGCUACAGCUUCGACCGCUGGGACAUCAGGAAAGAAGAAGAGGAAGAGUGCCCAAGCUGUAGAUGAUCGGAUUGACCUUGUUGUGGGUGAGAUGAGCGAGCUUCGCACAGUGAUCAAGCAUUCAGUGGAAACCAUCGCUAGAGCACUUGGUGAGAGCGACGACCUUAUCCAGAAGAGAGCCAAUCUGCUGAAAACGCUGGAGGAGCUUGAAGGGUUCAGUAGAGCUGAGAUUAUAACAGCAUUGAGGAAGCUGUCUAACAAUGACAGGGAUUUGAUGAUCUUCUAUGGCUUGGAAGAGAAAGCCGACAAGGUGAUAUUCGUGGCAGGGCUGCUUCGUUGAAGUAAAUCUUGCGGGGAAGUUGUACAUCCGUUGGUUUACUUUACUUAUGUUGAGCAAAGAACUCUCGGACAUGGCUGGCUUUUGUGUUUUGGGAUUCUGUGGGAAGUGAUAUAUGUUGGUUUUCUUGUUAUCCUAUGCUGUUGUUUGGAAUCAUUUGCCGCCUCUUUCAAUUGGCGGGAUUUUUAUGCUAAUCUUUGUGAAUCAUUUGCCGGUCA